Messenger RNA from Didymella exigua CBS 183.55, 931 nucleotides. RefSeq lists its product as uncharacterized. Bases 22 to 720 code for a protein of 232 amino acids. The transcript has a single exon. NCBI's taxonomy places the organism in Eukaryota, Fungi, Ascomycota, Dothideomycetes, Pleosporales, Didymellaceae. The record is from RefSeq and is a predicted model, not a curated record.
CUCCCACAUACAUCCACCACAAUGUUCGCGCAAAUCCCCCUACGAGCCCGCGCCGCGGCUCGCACCGUCGCACCGCAAACAACACGCACCUACACAUCCUACAGCUCGCGCGCUGCCGAAAUGCCCGCCCGCAGCGCACCCAUCCGCACGCUCCUGCGCACCGCAAUCCCACGCGCCUCAACCACAGCAGCGCAACGCGCCUCACCCUACCUCACAUCGCAAAUCCACACCCAGACCCAAUCGCAACUGCGUUCGCGCUCCCCUUCACCGGCCCCUCGAUACGAGAUCCGCAACCACUCCAUCCUCGCGGCGCCCAACCAAUGGACACGCUUCUCGACUCCGACCUCGCUGAGCAGCGUGCGCACGUUCACAUCCUCGCCGAAAAUCUCCUGGCCGGCAGCAGACGAAUCCUCGGAAAUCUCGCCCGAGUAUCUGAAAGUCAUCGAAGACCACAUCGAGACCAUCACCGACAUGUUCGGCACGGCGAAGGACGAGUUCGAGAUCGCUUCUGAAGAAACCGACAAGAACACCACCUAUGCACAGGACGACCGCGAGGCAGCAAGGGAGGAGCUGGAUAAGCUGCUGGAGUACUAUGGGCGUGUUGUGAGUGAGGCUGAGGAGGUAGUCGGUGCGGAGGUUAAGAGGAGGGUGGGGCAUCGGAUCAGGGAGUUGAAGGCUGGCGUUGAAGCGCUGGAGGAGAGGGCGCUGGAACACGAUUAGGUCUUCCCUUUGCGCGUGUGCGUAAGGGUUGAGGGAUCGUUGGGGCAUGGGCGGCGUUUGGGAGUGCUUUCGACGAUGCUCUGGACUACUAUUAUCAUCAUCGCGGGCUACAGGUCCAUGUGUAUCAGUACUAGCUGUACAAAAUUUUCCUCCUAUUAUCCAUGCUAUGUGCCAAGGUCUACACACCGGCAUCUUGGUCGUAUAUACAAUG